Rhineura floridana is the source of this 5064-nucleotide messenger RNA. RefSeq names its product solute carrier family 35 member A5 (gene SLC35A5). The transcript has 7 exons. Gene Ontology annotation, cellular component: Golgi membrane. The record is from RefSeq and is a predicted model, not a curated record. Gene Ontology annotation, molecular function: pyrimidine nucleotide-sugar transmembrane transporter activity. Bases 255 to 1544 code for a protein of 429 amino acids. Gene Ontology annotation, biological process: pyrimidine nucleotide-sugar transmembrane transport. NCBI's taxonomy places the organism in Eukaryota, Metazoa, Chordata, Lepidosauria, Squamata, Rhineuridae.
UCGUUCGUGUCAUGCGAUUGAGGAGGAAGUGGCCGGUGUGUGUGUGUGUGUGAACUGCCGGGACUUCUGCGCGUGUGCGAGAGGGACAAGAGGGAUCAUGACAGGGAGAGUUGGGGAAAGCAAUGUCUGGAGAGAAAGGCAACAGCUGUCAGGUAACCAAGCCCUUGGGAGGCUGAAGGCUUGAGAGAGGGGUAGAAAAGCAAACGUUCCUCUCAUCCCCUUUAUUAUUAGGGCACUGACAAGAAGACAUCAGAAUGGAGUCCAAGUGCUGCAGGCAGCCUGCUCGGUGGGCCAAGUCAGCCACAUAUACAUUCCUUCUAGGAGGUGCCUUUGUAACUUUGGGAUCAAGUCGUAUCCUUCUAAUGAAAUAUUCUGCCAAUGAAGAUAACCGGUAUGAUUACCUUCCUGCAACUGUGAAUGUGUGCUCAGAAUUAGUAAAGCUGGUGCUCUGUCUGGUAGUGGCUCUGUGGGUAACUAGGAAAGGAGGUUGUUCUCAUAGUGGAUUUGGCUGCAGCUCAUGGAGGCAAUUAUGUAGCUAUAUUAAAUGGUCAAUUCCUGCCUUUCUCUAUUUUCUGGAUAACCUGAUUGUCUUCUAUGUCUUGUCCUACCUCCAGCCAGCCGUGGCUGUGCUAUUCUCCAAUUUUGUCAUUAUAACAACUGCCCUCCUGUUCAGAAUAGUGCUGAAGCGGCAGCUCUCCUGGGUGCAGUGGGCUUCUCUGCUGAUUUUGUUCCUGUCAAUUGUAGCCCUGAUGGCAGGGACAGGAAGCGACAAGCAUGGUUUGGCUGUGCACGGAUUUCAUCAUGACAUCUAUUUCAGCCAUUCUAAUAGUUGCCUGCAAUAUGCCAAGCUGGAGGAAGAGUGCUGGGGAAGAGAGAACUGCACGAGAGCAUGGCUCUUCCCCAACCUCAGCUGGAACAUCACCACUGGCACAGGAGCCUUGAGAACUGUUCCUCUUGGACUAGGACAUCUGCUUAUACUAGUGCAGUGCUUUAUCUCUGCCCUGGCCAACAUCUACAAUGAAAAGAUACUGAAGGAAGGAGGGCAAUUCAGUGAAAACAUCUUCGUGCAGAACACCAAACUUUACCUCUUUGGAGCCAUGUUUAAUGCCCUGAUUCUGAGCCUGCGCCCUGAAAACAGGCGCCGGAUAGAAUACUGUGGGUUCUUUUAUGGCCACAACACAUUCUCUGUGGCCCUUAUUUUUGUCACUGCCUUCCUAGGGCUCUCGGUGGCUUUCAUCUUGAAGUUCCGAGACAACAUGUUUCAUGUCCUUUCUGCACAAGUUACUACCGUGAUCAUCACCACUGUGUCUGUCUUUGUUUUUGAUUUCAAGCCUUCCUUGGAGUUUUUCUUGGAAGCUCCAGUGGUACUUUUGUCCAUAUUUAUCUACCAUUCCAGCAGCCCUCAAUGCAUGGAAUACACUGCUCAGUGGGAGAGGACCAAACUCAGUGGAGGUGCAUGGGAACGCUCCAGCGGGGAUGGAGAAGAACUUGAGAGACUUACCAAGCAAGACAGUGAUCAUGAUUCAGAAGAAGAGGCCUUAUAGUGUGGGUUUGGAUUCUUGAAGUUCAUGCACUUCUUAUCAAGAAAUGAAAUUUUAUACUAUGGGAUGGGGGGGGCAGACUUUUCCAUGACAAACAGAUGGAAGGUUCUUUUCCUUUUUUCACUAAGUUGGGAUUUUACUUUUUUUCAUCAAGCUGUGCAAGGUAAUACAUUAGCUCCUAUGAAAGGGACUUGAAAGGGGAAGGAUAUAUUCAUGAAGGAUAAGGCGGUCAAUAGCUGCUAGUGAAGACUAUAUGCUACCUCCAGGAUCAAAGGCAGCACACGCCUCUGAAUGCCUGUUAGGGAAUAGCAGUAGGAGAGUGCUAUUAUCCUCAUGGCCUGCUUGUGGACUUCUCAUGGUCAUCUGGUUGGCCACUGUGGGAAUAGGAUGCUGGACUAGAUAGACCUUUAGUCUGAUCCAGCAGAGCUGCUCUUAUGUACUUUAUCCCAUUAGAGUAAAGAAUUCCUUCAGAAUGAAAUAUAAGAAAACAUGAAUGCUGCUGAAGUUGACCGAGGUACCUCAGUUCAGAGUGGAUGUAAAGGAAGAAUAAAUAGAUAUAGCCAUGGAAGCUGUCCAUCUUACAGUAUUCUGGAGGCACAGCUCUCAAAAGUAUUUGUUGUAUGCCACAAACACAGGGAUGAAGCAAUGACAUUUACUUAUGUGUGGGGUGCUUUACACAUUAAGUAUUGGCAAAUGGGUCUUUGCCAUCAUAUAUAUAUGCUGUGGGAAGCAUAUGGCCAGUCAUGAUCCCUGGAUGCUUAUACCUCUGUGAUUUGCACAGUUGAAAAAGUGCAUUUGUCACGUGUACAACUGUGUCUUUAGAUGUACAGUUAAAAUGUUUUAUAGGAGCAGCUUAGAAAUGUAAUGUGUAAGGUAUCCCUCAGUGGUGGAUGCAGUUGCAAUAUGUUAGUCUACAGCCUUACUGAUUCCUCAUCAUAUACGCUCCUGGGAUUGUAUGGUGCUAUGUUUUACAUUGCAUAUUAUGUGUCCGUAUUCUUGAGCAUGAGAGUUGUCAUUGGGAUAUCUAGUGCAUCCUGUGAAGCAGAAGGGGGGUGUUGUUGGACUCCCAACUUCCAUCAGCCCCAGCCAGAAUGGCCAAUGGUAAGGGAUGAUAGAGUUGUAGUCCAGCAAUAUUUGGAGGUCCCUUGCUCUUUGGGCUCAAUUUUCUCCCCCAUCAUCACAAAUUAAAAUAGCCAUCCCACUGAUUUAUCCUUAGAAGCAAUGAUCUGGUUUACAUUAUCAAAUGCUGAAUUAGAAAGAGACAACACGCAUGGGCUCUUUGCACUUGCGUGCAGCCCUUUUAUGUGAGCAGCAAACCAAACUAGGAAGCUGCAGUUGAUCAUCGUUUCCCAUUAUGCCCAGUCUACAUCACUAACUGGUUAAUGGCUUCCAAAUAAGCUGGGAUUUGAAAGCCAACUUUAAACCAUGGCUUCAUAUUCUACAUUCUUUGGAAGCUGUUAACCAUAUUUUCCUAGUUUGAAUGUAACAGGAAGCUGUGGUUAACUGCAACUUCCUGGCUUGUCUCCUCGCUCAUUUGAUGAAGGGGCUGCAUGCAGGUGCACAGAGCUCAUGCAUAUUCUGGUAUCUUAAACCAGGAUUUGAUCACUUGAAUUUGGGCAUUAUGUCAAAAUGAGUAUUACUAGUUUUUUGUGGUGGCAGUAUGUCAUUGACAUAACAAUGACAUUGUUCAUUGAAACUUAAGUACCAAUACCACUGGUAUUCUAACGUCAUUAUUACAAAAUAGAACUUCUAUGUAUUAAGGUGAAUUUUCCCAUGACUGUAAACACAAAACUCUAAAAAUGUCCUGUGUUUGCAAAAUAUGCCAUCAAGAUCAACCUUGCAGGGCUAAUAUUAAAACAUGUAACACUCUGCAAAGUAUUUUACAAACCUGUCUGCUUGAAUGCUGUUCUGCCAGAAAGUGGCUUGAGUAGUGUGUUGAAAUGGUGGCCAAGCUACACAUCCCAAAGUCAUCGCUAUGUUCCCUGGGUGAAACACUAAUGGCAAACUGGUCAGGAAUAUUUAUAAGCCAGAUGUUGCAUAUAUAGCAGAUAGAGGCCUUUUCUCAGGACAGGAGCACCUUUUCCUAGGUGAUGGAAGUAGCUAGUGCAGCCCACACCUCAUCUCUAACCAUGUCCCUGAUGAGGACUCUACUUCCAGGUUAUGUAGUUGGAAUGUCAAUACCUCAAUAAAAGCGAUAUUAUUUUCCCUUCAAAUUCCUUACAGCACUCAAAGAGGCAUCACAGAUAAUGACCCGUUAGUUUGCCACUUAAAAUGGUAAACUGGAGUGCCUCUCCAUAUUGUGAUUGACUUUGGCCUAAGUCCCCAGUCUGCCUUUUGUCCCUUGCUGUUAUCUCGUGUCUUCCCCUUUAAUGCCUAUGUGUCUGUAAAACCGCAGCAUAGCGACAAGAGAUACACAAAGAGGGAUAUGAUAAAAUGCAAGAAAAAAAUAAUGCUGCAGACAUAGCCUUAGAAAUGUAAUAAUGCAUGCAACCCUUUCUGUGUAUAUGAUUUGAGGAAAUGUGUGUUUUGGAAUUUAUGUGGGAUUUAUUCAGCACUGGAACUAAAACAAUAUAUAAAGAAAAUAGUAUGAAUAGAAAUGAGGGGGUGUAUUCAACUAAGUCCUACUCAGAGUAGACCCAUAGAAGUUAAUGAAUUUAAGUUAGUCCUGUCUGUUCACUUCAGUGGGUCUACUCUGAGUAGGACUAGCACUGAAUACUACCCAGAGGGUGGGGAUUAAGAAGUUCUGUGUGGUUUUUUUGGCCCAAUAUUAUUUGGAAAUCUUGGUAAGGCUUGAAUUGUCACAACUUCAGUUUUACAAUUCCAGCCCUAGUCCACAUUUGCAAAAAAAAAAAGUGGGGUAGGCAGAAUCACAGGUACUGAUUGUGCAGAAGUGUUGAAAGGUGUAAUGUCUGACAAAUACUCCAGUACGUGGUGAUAUGAUAAUGUAAGCUGCUGCUAUUAACUGCACAAAUAAUGACCCAUAUUUUUGUUGUCCAUGGAUGGAAAGAUCCAGUUUCAUCGGGCAACUCUGGCUAUUUUAUGACACUCCUGAAACUCAAAAGUAUCUUGGAACAAGUCUUAAGGGAGCAUCCCUUUGAACCUGGCUUAUCAUUAUGUUAACAGUGAUUGAAAUAAGGGUAUAUUUCUUCUAGUAUAACAGCAGCUUUGGAACAGGUGUGGUUUGAUUGCCCUUUAGCUCUUCAUUUACAUUUGUCAUAGCCUUGCUGGUUACUGAAGAUACUUGUUCUAAUAUGUGCUGAUGUAAAAGGACAUGAACUCCCUAAUAUCUGCUGUUGGUUUGUUGUUGUUAUUUGAGUCCAUUCAUGAAAGAACUCUGCUGAUUCCCUUAGAGUGCCUGGGGUUAACUAAAACAUGGGACCUCUUUGUGGCGUUUGAAUUGUUUUACAGUCUAUACUCAGAAUGCCACAUGGCCAAAUAAAGUGCAGUGUACUAACAAAUUGAAUGGAUUUUGGAUUUGUGUGUGUAUAUGUACGUAGAAGAGGCAUGAAGAAAGAGUAUAUUU